Messenger RNA from Drosophila ficusphila, 1064 nucleotides. RefSeq lists its product as uncharacterized. NCBI's taxonomy places the organism in Eukaryota, Metazoa, Arthropoda, Insecta, Diptera, Drosophilidae. The record is from RefSeq and is a predicted model, not a curated record. The coding region runs from base 235 to 930 and encodes 231 amino acids. The transcript has 4 exons.
GUCACACUGCUGUUAUUAUCCUAAACAGUUACUAAACUUUAAAAUAAAUAAAAACUUCUUGUAAAAUCCCCACAUACUUAUACCAGAUAACAUCCGGGGACUUAAAAGAUUCGUUACCAACUUACACAACGUCAAAAUCCUAAACUUUGAUGCCGGGUUCAAUAACAUACGGUGCACAGAUCUCACUGAUGAAGUAACCAGUUACCUUGCCAUAACAGAAUAGCUUCAGAGACAAUGAAGAAAAGAUCUGCAAAUAAUGAACCGAGUCCGUUUCCUUAUAAGGUGAUAAAAAAGGAGUUUGUUAAGCCCUCUACUGAAGAAAAAAUAAGGAUCUUGAAUGAAAAAAUGGAUAUGGUUUUACGCAAUCAGAGGAAAAUGCUGGGGGUUUUACGCCAGAUGAUAACUCAGCCAAGCGAUUCUUUCGGACCAAAAAUAAUUUCAAUAAACAGCAUACGACAAAUGAUGAGCCCUGAGUCAGAGGACUGGUUUCCCCAAUCAUUUCCCUUGGUGGAACUGCAACAAAUAGAAACUAUAGAGGAGGAAAUGAAUGAUCCCAUUAAAUCAUCGUUAUAUAUCCAAACAAUGAAGGAUAUUUUAAAACCCGAUGGGACGUUCCGACCCGGUGGUCUAAAAAAACAUUUCCAUUUGAUAUUUGCAAUCGAGUUUUUGGUUGAGUUCAAUUUUGAUGGCAUUCACAAUAAGAUACCCCUGAAGAAGUUUGAUAACUUUAACAACGCCUUGUAUGAAUCCUUGAAGCGAGACGGGUAUUUUAGAGAUGACUAUAUCGCUGAAAUCAGAGUGGCAUUUCGCACUUACAAGAACCGUAGAAACAAAAACGUAUCCGAUGCUCGGAGGAAAAUCAAGGAAGCGAUGGCCAACAUUGAGCCAGAAGUUAAAUUCGAAGAGAUAAUGUGUCCACAAUCAAAUUAGCGGAACUUGCAAAAUCAAAAGUAUUGCUUUUACACUAGUUAACUUACAAAUAAGCUGUUAAGAAGGUUGUAUUUAAAUAAUUUAAUUUUGAUUUUGUAAAAGGUGGAGAAUAUAAUGUAGUUUAUAAUUUGUAA